AUGUUUCAAAUAACUGAAAUUGUAGAUUUAUGGUUUCUCAGACACGAUUCAGAACAAGCAUUGAACAACCUUUCAAAAUCAAUUCUCGGCUUUAUGUGUAUCGCCAAAUCAUCUUCUUUUAUUUUAUUGCACAAACAAUGGAGAAGUGUUAUUUAUUUUAUUUCUGACACUGAAAAAAAGCAGCUUUUGCAAGAGGAUCGAGUGAUACACGAUAUCAUGAAAAAAUAUACGAAGUAUUCUAGACCAUUAACUUAUCUUUAUUGGCUUCUCGCUUUUAGUACUGCAUUAGCAUUGUUCAUUUCACCAGUUGCAAAAUACUUUUCAUCAUCAGAAUAUCGUGAUCUGAUUAAGAAUGGCAGCGCUCCAUACCCAGAAAUAAUUAGUUCUUGGGUACCAUUUGAUAAAUCUAGAGGGUUCGGUUACGGGAUCGUGAUAUUGUUACAAAUAAUGGGGAUAUUAUACGGAAGUUUGACAGUAGCUAGUUAUGACACAAAUGCUGUAGUUAUAAUGAUAUUCUUUGCUGGCCAGUUGGAAAUAUUGAGGGAAAAUUGUAAAAAUUUAUUUGCGAAUAAGAAAGACGUACUUAGGAAAUUUCGCGAUUGUCACAUGCAUCAUGUCAAUUUAAUGAGAUAUGCAACGGUGUUUGAUUCUGUUCUCUCACCUAUUAUGUUUUUAUACGUUAUUAUUUGUUCUUUAAUGAUUUGUUCGAGUGCAGUUCAAAUGACUAAGGAGGGCGUAACCACAGUCCAGGAAAUCUGGAUCGCCGAAUACAUAGGAGCUCUCAUAACACAGUUGUUUUUAUACUGUUGGCACAGCAAUCAAGUUUAUUCCAUGAGUCUAACAGUAAGCGACGGUGUAUAUGGCAGUGAUUGGUGGUCAGUAGAUGCCCGUGAACGACGGAAUGUAAUACUGCUUGCAGCUCAGCUCAACAAAACUGUUAUGUUUAAUGCGGGACCAUUUACUACGCUCAGUGUUGCUACAUUUAUAACAAUAAUAAAGGGAGCCUACAGUUUUUAUACUUUGAUCACACGAUGAAGGAGUA
This is a messenger RNA of Leptidea sinapis, 1042 nucleotides long. RefSeq names its product odorant receptor 4-like. Bases 1 to 1035 code for a protein of 344 amino acids. Gene Ontology annotation, molecular function: olfactory receptor activity; odorant binding. Gene Ontology annotation, biological process: detection of chemical stimulus involved in sensory perception of smell; sensory perception of smell. The transcript has 5 exons. Gene Ontology annotation, cellular component: plasma membrane. Lineage: Eukaryota; Metazoa; Arthropoda; Insecta; Lepidoptera; Pieridae. The record is from RefSeq and is a predicted model, not a curated record.